This is a messenger RNA of Aureobasidium namibiae CBS 147.97, 552 nucleotides long. RefSeq lists its product as uncharacterized. The transcript is spliced from 2 exons. Lineage: Eukaryota; Fungi; Ascomycota; Dothideomycetes; Dothideales; Saccotheciaceae. The record is from RefSeq and is a predicted model, not a curated record. Bases 1 to 552 code for a protein of 183 amino acids.
AUGUCUUCUUCUUCCAACACAAACUACAAAUGGUUAUGGUGUGACGACCACGCCAAAGUCACCAACUGGUUUUUGAGUCUGACAGAUCGUCACGAAUACGCUCUGUUCUACGCCUCAUUCAUCAACACCGCCAACCGACACUGGGAAAUCUCCAUCGACACGACAGCCACUGCAAAGAAGCUGGAGCCACUUGGCCAGCUCAUCGUCGAAUGCCUUGACGAAGACCCAAUUCCCACUGAUUGGCUCAUCGAGGCAUUGAGCGGCUACCACAAGUUUAUCGGUGGCACCAAAGGAAAUCUGAAGGGUACGGGCGUGAUCAGAUUUGACAAUACUCCACCAGACAUGGCUUCCAUCCAGAGGGGCGAAACAAAGCUCUACAAUCUCAUCGCUCGCUACUACAAGCAACCUAAGAUCAAAGACGAGGGGAUUCAGGAUGAGGAAAUGGAAGACGCCGAGAUGGAGGUUGAGCAGGAAAAGCAGCACACCAAGUUCGAGAUCGCUAUCGUCGGAGGCAGAAAGAAGAUCGAGGACGAGGAUGAGGAUAUGGCUUGA